Tuber aestivum (summer truffle) is the source of this 2789-nucleotide messenger RNA. The record is from the annotation of a GenBank genome assembly. NCBI's taxonomy places the organism in Eukaryota, Fungi, Ascomycota, Pezizomycetes, Pezizales, Tuberaceae.
UUAUUUGGGAGUCAACUUGCCCUGUUGUUGGUUCGGUUACCGUUGGCUCUAACCCGACUUUUACGAAGCGAUGCGGCACGAUCUAGUCUUGGAGAGCUUGAUACCGGGGCUGUGCUAUCUUCCCAUCGGCUGGGCAGACCCAGAGUCUUUGGGAACCCUCACAGUAGGGACUUUGCGAAAAGACUCUGGAUGUGGGUCAAACAGGGUUCUGGGCCAACGAGAUCGCUAGAAUUUGACUCUGGAUGCGAAAUCGCAAAGUCCCUACUAUCACCAGAAUACGGUAAUCGAUGAAACCCUCCCUGCUCCAAGUAGCAGGGCACUGUCUUCAAGGGCACUGUCUUCAACGGGGGCACGACGAAAACCGGCGGGUGACGAACAGGGAUCAGUAAGAGAUAUUCUUUAGUUCAGUUACCCUACCCUAACGAAUCCACUUUUCUACCGUCAAAUACCUCCGUUCGUCGCCCGGGGGUUUUCGUCGUGCCCCCGUGGGCGACUGUAUUCCUAUGUCAAGCUUCUUGCCGUAGAUCGGGUCAGCAUUUCCCGGCGGUAGCCUCGCUACCAGUUACAGACACUCACAGCAAGGUCUAUAUCACAAUUCGCAGCGUAGCACAAGGUAGCUAUCGCUUGAAUACGAUAGGCAGACAUCCUCCACACCCAUGUGAAUUAUGUGGCGGCUUGAUACGAGGAGGUGGGAUAUCGCUGCGGUGUGCCUUGCAGAUCCUCUUGCUGGAAGCCGUACAACGGUCCUCGCGAAGCGAACGGCAGAAUAUUUACGCCGAGAGCGGCUUGCCGACGAAUUAUAUCGCAGCCACGACGUGCAGUGAGACACAUGUCGUACCCCGUUCCCUACUAUUGGUAUAGAUAUCAUAGGGAUUCGUGAAUGAUCAUAGCGCCUGGUUUGCUGAUGAGGCGGCACUUGUUCUGUGACGUUGGAGGAGCUCGCGAUAGGUCGAUUACAGCCUUAAACUUCAAAGUUCUCCGCGGGAAGAAAUGAUCAUAUAUCACGCUCUCCCCGAGGAUUCUCCGGAGCUGCGUGCCCUUCUUUCUAUCUCGCAAUACAAGCAAACCUACGCACACUUUCGACCGCCGUGGUUUCCUUAGGGAUAAGUCUAACAAGAUGCCCAGCCAGCCUUCUAUGUAUCAGAGAGUGGUCACCGCCCUUGGGUUUGCGAAAAAGUACAAUUUUCCACUAUGUAGGCACCGCUUUCCUCAAGGAUGAGUCCUACUUCCACAGCUAAUAAUCAAUAGGGGUGAUCUUCGGAGGCAUCACGGUAGGGUUUUCUGCCGCUCGUCUUCAAUACCUCUCAGACGCAGUCCUUGAGAGCGACCUCGCGCCCGGGGAAUGGUACUGGUUUCGUCAAGACCUUUAUAAUAUCGGUUUGAAGAUCCAUCUAGCCUGUAUCCUGCGUAUGUUCAACUACCUUGACUCGCUACAGUAGGAACCCGAGUAGGAGAGAGAUGUGCUAGGACGUUGGAAUUCCCCUUCUUGGUUAAGUGAGGGGGAAACACUGCAACCUCAAUCCACUCGGAACAAAGCAAAAGGUUUAUAUACAGAGUCCGACUAGGGGAGGCAGCUACAACGCCCUGCACAUCUACCCUCCAUUCGAGUUUGUACUGUGGCCAAACAUUCUCGUGCUGACAAAUACAAUAGCAUGUGCAAUUAUCGGUGUAUUCCAAUUCCUUCCUAUAAUCCGCAGGGUAUGCUAGUAGUCCUCAUGCAUCACAGCCCUCAAAAAGCCUUUACACUAACAGAAAAUCAGAAAGUGCUUCCGCUUCACCGGAUAGACGGCUAUAUAUUCCUUAUCCUUUUGUGGGUUUCCAGCGGAGCUGCUCUAGCCAUCGCCCGUAGGUCAUUCGGCGGGACAGUGGAAACACAAGCAGGGGUAUUCGUACUCUCUUUCUUGUCACUGACAGCGAGUUCAUUGGCCUAUUACAAUAUUAAGAGACUGCAAAUUGAACAACAUAGGGCAUGGAUGUUACGGACAAUGGUCUACGUAAGUUUGACAGUUAACGCCGUAUUCGCCGCUAACCAGGAUCUUAGAUGGGUUCAAUAAUCACUGCGAGGAUUAUAAUGAUCAUCAGUGCUAUUUCAAUCACUGCUGUUGGUUCCUAUUACGCGGUAAUUUUCCGGCCGACUCAUCCGUCUCUCUUUUCCCCAACCAACUAACGUUUACAAAGUUGCUUACCUGUGACGAAUUAUCCGAGAUUGUCUCCAAUUCAACCCGGUUUGAUAUUGACUACCCAACAUGCAAGUCAAGCCCGGAUACCCUCAUCCCGGUUCGCGCAUCCCUAGGCGGGGACAAUGCAGAAGAAGAAAACGCAAGCGCUGUAUUCAGAGUAACUUUUGGCACGUCUAUAUGGGUAGCCGGGCUGAUCCACUACCUAGCUGUUGAGAUAUAUGUAUGCGAUUCCUUAAGAAAAACAGCUUAACCCAAGCUAUCCAAAAGCUAACAGGACAACAGUUGCGUCUUACUCCUGCCGAGAGUGAGAGAUUGCGGAUGGUAAGCUAUGAGCGGCAGCUAGAAAGAGGGUGGAUUCAUCCCGGAAGUUGUGGGUUGACGAGUGAUCGCUGGGGAGAUGCUAAGUGGUCUCCGAUCCCGGUGGAGGAGGAGCACUCCGAGAGGCCUGGGAAAUAAACUACAGUUCCCCCUAUCUCAUGCACAGACAAGGAACUUCCCAUAGCACGAACUUUUCCUUAUCUCUACCCCUUGAUAUACCCCAAAUAAACCCCCCAAAAAAAAGUUAUAUCCUACCUAUAGUGCCCUCAAGAGCUAGACACAUGAAUAUAU